Molecule: messenger RNA, 549 nt
Organism: Candidozyma duobushaemuli
Lineage: Eukaryota; Fungi; Ascomycota; Pichiomycetes; Serinales; Metschnikowiaceae
Gene: RCT1
Product: Rct1p
Exons: 1
Coding region: 1-549 (182 amino acids)
Cellular component (GO): outer membrane
Source: RefSeq, a predicted model, not a curated record
AUGUCUGCCAACGACUUUUACUCUUCCGGCGAGCAAGGCCAAAGAUCUGACAACAACUACCAAUCCGACCCAAACCAGCAACAGCAGGGCGGUGAAGAAGGUGGUGACAGAGGCCUUUUGGCCACCAUUGGUGGUGCUGCUGUCGGUGGCUACGGUGGUGGUAAGAUGUCUGGAAACCACUCUACUUUGGGUAAGAUUGGCGGUGCCAUUGCCGGUGCUUGGGGUGCCAACAAGCUUGAGGACAAGUGGGAGGACAGAAAGGAGGAGAAGAAGUACGAGCAGCAACACAGCCAGAGCUACGGUCGUAAUGACUACGGUCCUCCAGGUGGCGGCCCACCACCAGGCAACCACGGCCGCAAUGACAACUACGGCGGUGGUCGUAAUGACUACGGUCCUUCAGGCGGCCAGGGUGGCUACGGCAACCAGGGUGGCUACGGCAACCAGGGCGGCCAGGGUGGCUACGGCAACCAGGGCGGCUACGGCAACCAGGGCGGCUACGGCAACCAGGGCGGCCAGGGUGGCUACGGCAACCAAGGCGGCAGAUGGUAA